Molecule: messenger RNA, 3457 nt
Organism: Tachyglossus aculeatus (Australian echidna)
Lineage: Eukaryota; Metazoa; Chordata; Mammalia; Monotremata; Tachyglossidae
Gene: HPS3
Product: HPS3 biogenesis of lysosomal organelles complex 2 subunit 1
Exons: 17
Coding region: 7-3039 (1010 amino acids)
Biological process (GO): organelle organization
Cellular component (GO): cytoplasm
Source: RefSeq, a predicted model, not a curated record
GGCAGCAUGGUGCACCUGUACAACCUGCACCCGUUCGGGUCCCAGCAGGUGGUGCCGUGCCGGCAGGAGCCGGAGCGCGUGUGCUGCGGGGGGGCCGACGCGCUGUUCGUGGCGGCCGGCCGCAAGGUGGAGGCCUUCGGCGUGGGGGCGCGCGGACAGUGCCGGCCGCGCGCCGCCUUCCUCACCCUGGGCCCCGUCCUGCGCAUGCGCUACAGCCAGCCCGGAGAUUAUCUGGUGACUCUGGAGGAAAAAAACCAAGCCACUUACCUGCGGGCGUACGUGAACUGGAGAUGUAAACCGGCGGAAAACUCCCGCGUAUGCAUCCGGAUGAUGGGGCACGCCACGGACAUGUCGUACACUGAAACCUUCAAGGACCAGAUGUCCAUUAUUGAAAUGCCUCUCUCGGAGCCUCCUCUCUGCCUUUCCUGUUGCCCCCUCAAAGGAGAUCUCCUUGUUGGCUGCAGGAACAAGUUGAUUCUGUUUGGUUUGAAGUUUCAAGCCAUAAACGAAGAGUUCUCCGUGCUGGACUUUGAACUGUCCUUGAUCGUUCAUGUAAACGACAUCCUCCCCGUGGAGAUUUCAUUUUGCGCCAACUACGUGGCUCUCAUGGCAGACUUGGAAGUCUUAAUUCUGAAACUGGAGCCAUCUCAGGAAGGUGGAGAGAAGAGUCUCCUAGAUCCACCUAAGAUGAGCAACGUGGGCAAGUGGACGGAGGAUGGCUUGAGGAGCGAAGCAUCUACAACACUGACUUCUCAGCUCGAGUCGGAAGAUUUUGUCAUCUGCCACAAGCCUACGGAACUUUUUGGGGAAAACAUUAAGCAGUCUGGAAUAUCGAUCCUAUUGGAGUCCACAGGGUUAAGUGGCGAAAACACAAAGGAUUACCACAUCCAGUAUCUUCUCUACAGGCGUUUUUCCCCUGAUCUCUCUUCCUACACCUUCACGGCUGAAGAGACCAAGUUGCACUCACUCCAGCUGCUCCCAAUAUACCAGACAGGGUCUCUUGCUCCGGAUGACAAAACUCCACCUCAAGAAAAGGAGUUGCUGAGUAUCUUUUGCUUUUUCUCGUUGCCUCACGUCGGAUAUCUCUAUGCGGUCACUGACGCCGUGGAGCUGAUUUCAGUCUACCAAUAUCCAGAGAAAUCCAAGCAAGCCGUUCUCACCCCUCAGUUCCUACAUGUCAUUACAAGUAACAACUUGCAGUGUUUCACAGUAAGAUGCAGUGCAGCAGCAGCUCGGGAUGCGGACCCCUAUGUGGACACCACCCUGAAGGCUUGUCCCCCUGUUAGUCUGGAUGUUUGUGUAUUAAGAAUGCAGCUCUUUAUAGGGCUGAAAGCAAUUUCUCACUUUAAAAAUCAUGUGAUCCUGUUGACCAAGGCAGAUUCUGAGGAUAUUACGGAAAGAAGAAAAUCAUCCAAGCGGCUACCGUCCCGGAAAGGUGACAGUGUUAAAAUCAGGACGCCUCCUGUGACUGAAACUGGGUGGAAUUUGUAUAUUGUGGAUACUGUUUCAACUAUUCAACUUUACAGAGAAAUGGUAGACUACAGUCAGACUUAUAAAACCGGGAGAACUCAGAGCUGCAUCCACCUGCUGAGCGAGGCCCAUCUGUUACUAAGAGCCGCUCUUAUGGAUCCCUACCUCACAGACUCAGGAGAGAGAGAUAAACUCCUGGAAGCAUUCAGGGACAGCUGUGGACAUCUGGGAGACUGUUACAGCAGGCUCGAUUCUAUGCACUCCCAUCUUGCCCUGCCUUAUUACAAGAUGUCCAGCCUAACUAUGGCUGAAGUUCUGGAUAGGAUAGACUCGACAGCAGAAGGUGAUUCCCAGAAGUACGAGAGAGGUUUUAUCUUUUACAUAAAUCACUCUCUUUUUGAGGACCUGGAUGAGGAAUUGAGUGAGGAGAAGGCAGCAAAAGUGAUUAAAAUUCUCAGUGUCGCGGAGCCAAAGCAGCUGCCCCAUGCCAUUUGCAGCCCCUGCUUGAAGAACUUGGACCCUUUAAUUGCAACGAAGGCCUUGAGAAAGCUGGAAAGCUCUGGACCAUCGUCCAUCCUUGUGACUUUGACCACAGCCUCCUUGGCUCUGAAAAUGGGAAAUCAUGACAUGUUCACGAGUGAGAUGAAUCGCCUUCCAGAGAUGAAGUUGGUUUACGGCUUUAUUUUGGAACCACGGUUGCUGGUACGACAGAGAAAAGGGCAGCUCGUUCCAACGGAGUUUGCGGUUCACCUAAAGGAGAAUCAGCCGGGAUUGCUGGUGGCCUCCCUAGUGGGCUUGCAGGAUAAUAACAAAAUUGAAGUGGAAGAAGCCGAGUCUUUAAUUAAGGCGCUUUGUGAGCACGAUCAAGAUGGUGUUCCUCAGCUCCUGAUAGACUUCUGGGAAGCCCAACUUGUAGCGUGCCCCCAGGAUGUGGCACUCCAAGAACUGUUUUUCAAACUGACUUCCCAAUACAUCUGGAGAUUAACGAGGAGACGGGCACCAGACACCAAACCAUUGAAAACCUCGGAGGAUCUGAUAAAUUCCUGUAGUCAUUUUGGGUUAAUAUACCCCUGGGUUACCUGCUUGACAUCCACUGAUCCUUCACCAGAUAAAAGUUAUUCUGAAGAUCUUUCCCGAUUACAGUCUCUUCUGUGCAGCCCUUCACUUGACAUCACUUGCGUCCUGCCUUUCUUGGAACCAUUAUUGGAAGGCACGGGAGCUGGUCUCAGCGUGCGUGUUCUGUGUAGUGCCCGCCUGAAAGAGCAUGAAAAAUCAAUAGACAUCCUGCUGGAGGCAUGCCCUGAGGCAGUCAUACCGUAUGCCAACCAUGAACUGAGAGAAGAGAAGCGGGCUCUGUGGUGGAAGAAACUGCUGCCUGAGCUUUGUGAGCGGACAAGGCUUGGUGGGGAUCGCUAUGAAGUACACCUCACGUCGCUGAAAGAAACGUUAUCGGUGGUGGCCAUGGAGUUGGAGCUGAUGGAUUUCAUGACCGUCUUGCCGGAGAGUGGGACCGCUGCCUUUUUCCUUCCCUACCUUCUCUGCUGCAGUCAGAAGAAACACAUGCCUUGAACUCCCUAAUGAGAGAUCGAUUUGGCAAUGCACCAGGAAAGCGGGGAGCAGAGACCGAACGGACGGUUGCCAACACGGGCUACCUUAUCCUGCAUGAAGAGGUGGCAACACAACUCUGGUGAGAUGAGACUGGAGGCUGGCCAUGUUAACCGUUGCUAAAAAAAGACUUAAAAAUAUGAAGGUCCCUCAAAGAAACCCGAGUAAGUUCACAGCAGAAAUGAAACUGAUUUUAUGGAGCCGCUUGGAACACACUAGCCGCUCUCAUUAACCAGUCAUUCAGUAUAUGAACGUCUUCUUAGCCUUGAGAACGUAUUUUACUUAAAUAGUUGAAGGAACGCCUCACCCUGGCUUAGACUUGUUUUUUAUUAUUUACCGUUGCUGGCCAAAACAGGAAAUAAAAAUGUGUGCUUGGCUCAAA